AUGGUGGCGCGCGUCACGGAUAAUGGAGCCGUCUCAAAGGAAUUCGCAGUGACCAACGGAGUGAAGCAGGGCUGCGUCAUCGCGCCUACCCUCUUCACUCUCGUGUUCUCUAUCAUGCUGAUGGUCGCCUACCGUGACGUACGUUCCGGGAUCCACAUCGCCUACAGGACGGACGGCCACCUCCUCAAUCAGCGACAGAUGCACUUCCAGUCGCGUGUAUCCACAACCACCGCCGAUGACUGCGCCCUCGAUGAAACUACUGGAGGGGACAUGCAAAGGAGCAUGGACCCCCUCUACGCCGCCUCCGACAACUUCGGUCUGGUCAUCAACACGGAGAAUGCGGUGGUUAUGCACCAACCGCCAUGCAACUCUGCCUACAAAGCACCCAAAAUCAACGUGAACGGCGCUCAACUGCAAGUGGUGGACAACUUCACAUAUCUGGGCAGCAACCCCUCCCGCAGCACCGAGAUCGACGAUGAAGUGGCCCACAAAGUGGCCAGUCAAGACUUCAGUCGUCUUCAAAACACAGUUUGGAAUCGUCACGGUCUUCAAUUCAGUACGAAACUGAAGAUGUACGAGACCGUCAUCCUACCGACGUGGCUGUAG
Molecule: messenger RNA, 606 nt
Organism: Spirometra erinaceieuropaei
Lineage: Eukaryota; Metazoa; Platyhelminthes; Cestoda; Diphyllobothriidea; Diphyllobothriidae
Source: the annotation of a GenBank genome assembly